CAAUGACCAAAAGACACACUGCUUCUACUUGUUCGGCAAAUCAGACUGAUGUCACCAGUCAUUCUAUAAAUUUGAGUACACAUGCACCCAUACCACCAAAUAAUGCUCAAGAAUCCCAAGAGGCUCCUUCGCAUACAGAGCAUGUCGAGACCACUGGGCCUUAGGUUGUUCGAGGCCUUAAAAGAACCACAAGAACAUGGGACGUGCAGAUUAGAGUGGUAGACGGCAAUGGAGGAGUGAAGGGACAACAAAUGCGAGCUAUUGAUAUAUUCACUCUUCCUCCGGGUGAGAAAGUUAUUGUGGAUUGGAAUUGUCGAAACCAGCCGAUUGAUAUGUCAGUCGGGUUACUUGCUCAAUUUUUAGUGCACAUUGCAACUAAUUGUACCAACUUCCCUAUUGGCUAUGAUAAGUGGCAAACUGUUCCAGCCUAUUACAAAGAUCAUGUGUGGGAUAACAUCAUAAAGACAAAGUUGGAGGUUAAUGAUGAUGGGCAUAAAGAUUACAUUCUCAAGAGUUUGGCCAAAAAAUGGAGGGACCAUAGGUGUAACUUGUACAAAUCUUUGAAAUGUGACCCCGAUGCUCCCCGCAAAACCAACAUUGGGAGAAUACCUCCUGAAGUUCCCUUGGAGCAAUGGAUUGCUUUUGUGGAUUAUAGGGCUCGACCUGACACAAAGGCAAAAGCAGCUCAAAAUACUACCAACCGUAGCCACCUAACAAUUCCUCACAUGUUGGGUUCAAAAUCAUUUGCUCGAUUGGAAAAUGAAAUGGAAUCUCAACUUGGUCGGCCUGUCACAAGAGCUGAAUUAUUUCAAGUUGGUCAUACCACAUCAGAUGGGUCUUUUGUGAAUGAUGAGGCAAGGCAAAAUCAUGAAGAUCUAGUUGUUCGAUCUCAGUCUUCUUCUAAAAAUGAGGCACAUAUUGGUGUUUUUGGUAAAGAACACCCAGGGUAUGUUCGUGGCUUGGCACUUGGAGUAGUCCCAACUCAGGUGUAUGGGUCAUCGAGUAGUUCGAGCAGUAGGUGCUAUUCGCCAAGGGGUACACAAGCUGAAGUUGAUGCUCUUAGGCAACCUGUCCAUCAAUUACUACAAUGAAUUGAAGUCAAUGAACAACAUAUAGCAAAACUUACCCAACAAUUGGCAAAUCAAAAACAAAAUUGUAUACAUAAUCAGGUUUUUGAUAAAUUUUCAUUUUAAGGUUAUAGUUUCAUAUGAUUGUUAUCAAUCUAUUGUUUAUGUUUGUGCUUCGGAGUUUUGUUUUUAUUUGUUAAUAUUUGAUAUUGGUUUCAUUUUACAAUAGGAAAAUGCAGGGUCCCCAGUUAUUGGGAGGCGUUCGUCACAAUCUAGCCAUUCAGCAAACGACAAACUUAAUUCAAACAAUGCAGGAUGACCACAUAGUGAAAGUUGUAUAAUUUCUUUUUUUUAAUACUUUUUCUACUUGAAAAAAAUGAAAUGUAUGCUUCAUAUGUUAUUUGUUUGAUUGAGUAUGUUCUUUUGGAUCAAUCUAAUAAGUUUGCUUCUUUUUUAUUGUCACAGAGUAUGCUAAGGAUGGCAAGCUCAUUUUAGGAGAUUCGUUGAGGAUGCGGCAACAUGAAAUGACAACAUUAUCUUCAUUUACUGUUUUGUUUAUGUUAGUUGCUUAUCUUAUUAUGACAUUAUGUUUUUGGCUAUUGUUAUCUUCUAUUUGAUGGACAAUUACUAAUUUUCUAUUGUUUCCAUUUCUAUGUUGAACUGUAGUGCUUAUAUGAGAUCUAAACCUCUAUUUUGCUUAACUAGAACUUGUAUUUGAUGGAUCUUUUUAUCUUUUAGUAAUGUUAUGUAUGUGAUUGUUGUUUAUAUAUAACUCUUGAUAUAAGGCAAAUGAAGUGGAAAUUGUCAUGCUCUUGACUUAUUGAUGAUUAGGUAUAUGAAGUUCUUUACAUAUAUAUGUUAUUUAUAUUGUUGAUGAUGCAACUUUAUUAAAUAUCUAUAUACUUGUUUCUAACACACACACACACACACACACAUAUUGUUGAUUAAAUAUAUACUUGUUUGUAAUACAUAGUUGCAGAAGAGAAGGCCAAAGUCAGAAGGGUACAAAAGGUGUGAUUUAUUAGCUAGAUUUAUACAUUUAAUACUUGUUAUAAUUAGUUCAUUGUCAAAAUAACUAAUUAAGGUUUUGCUUGUGUUCUUUUUAUUUAUGAACUUGUUCAUUUGAAUCAAAUUGGGAUGAACUACUUCAUUGAAUGCAAUGUAUCUUGGUAAGCAAAUGA
This is a messenger RNA of Dioscorea cayenensis subsp. rotundata (Guinea yam), 2248 nucleotides long. RefSeq lists its product as uncharacterized. NCBI's taxonomy places the organism in Eukaryota, Viridiplantae, Streptophyta, Magnoliopsida, Dioscoreales, Dioscoreaceae. The record is from RefSeq and is a predicted model, not a curated record. Bases 252 to 1091 code for a protein of 279 amino acids. The transcript has 6 exons.